This is a messenger RNA of Umbelopsis ramanniana AG, 601 nucleotides long. RefSeq lists its product as uncharacterized. Gene Ontology annotation, cellular component: plasma membrane. The coding region runs from base 115 to 498 and encodes 127 amino acids. Gene Ontology annotation, biological process: angiotensin-activated signaling pathway. The record is from RefSeq and is a predicted model, not a curated record. Lineage: Eukaryota; Fungi; Mucoromycota; Umbelopsidomycetes; Umbelopsidales; Umbelopsidaceae. The transcript has 5 exons.
AGCCUUACAACACUUCUCAGUCUUCACUUGGUAUGUUUUGCACUCCCAUUCUAUAUCCUGGCGCGCAUGUAAUCAUGGUGCGAAAGCCAGCCAAUGAGCCUCGGCUGACUUUGGAUGUUCCUUGCUCUACUUGGAUCUAUCGCUUCGAACCCCUCUUACAAUAUUGCCAUUUUUUUCUUUGGUAUCUGGGCAUACCAUAACCGUGACUCAAAUGCUCCGAUAAAGACUUUUACCGCUGCAUUGGCCUUCAGUGUUAUCAUCGAUAUUGUGUGGUUUAGCUUGCACGGCCAUAACCCUCUGGAUGAGAGAGGCUUUGGAUUUGCCUUGGCGAUGAAUAUCAUCUCUUUGAUUGGAAAGCCAGUUACUUUGUUCGCUUGUGUUGGCGCUCUUCAGAGCAGAGGUGAUAGCUUGAGCGUUGGCGCUUGGUCGGAAGCUCCUGGUGCCUUCCCUGGUAGCUAUGAGAGAGUUAGAGAACCAGAUAAUGAAGAUUUUGCAUAGAUUAGCCGAACCGCCAGCAUUUCUAUCAUACGCAUAUUCUCAAACCCUGUACACCAAAAAUGUUGACUUCGUGUCGUUUCAUCUUUGUGUUAUACUGUAAUAC